This is a messenger RNA of Rotaria sp. Silwood2, 471 nucleotides long. The record is from the annotation of a GenBank genome assembly. Lineage: Eukaryota; Metazoa; Rotifera; Eurotatoria; Philodinida; Philodinidae.
AUGAUGAUAUUAUCAAAUUUUGUCAUAUUUCAAUUAUCAAUUGUUAUUCUUAUGACGACAUUAAUAACUGCAACUAACAUACCGCCAUCAACAGCCAUGAUAACAGAAUUAUCCCAGUCCUCUGAUGAUGAGCGAAAUUCAGCUGCUGUUUUUCCAAAUCAUCAUGUUACUCUUGACGAUUUACAAUUAGCUUCAAAAUCUUUUCCUUUAACAGGUGAUGAAAAUCUCAGCACUGAAGAAUAUGAUUAUGAUUAUCCUCAACCUUCUAAUUAUAAACAAAUUUGGCCAGAAUUAAUAAGCAAACGUUAUGCAAACAAAGUCACUCGUGGUAGUACUUCAAAUGGUAAUGGUGGUGAUAGUCGUGUUUGGGCUAUACCAUACCGUUUUGGCAAACGAGCUGCCAUGCCUUAUCGUUUUGGUAAACGUGCUGGCAUGCAUUUUCGACUUGGAAAAAAAAGCGCCUCAUUGUAG